AUGUUGCUCGCUCAUGAUUACAACAGUAGGCGCUCUUCGGUAGCAUCAUCCCAGUCUCGAAACAUCCGUAGCACAGUACUGAAAAACAUGUUCAAAAAGAUAGCCCUCACGAGGUCAGCAAUGAAGAAGGUCGUGGUGGUAGGAUUUAUCAGCAUUCUGGGAAGCUUCCUGCUGUUGCUGUACUGGAACGACACGUCCGAGUCGCCCAAACCGUCGACAUCGAUGUCGAUGGGAAUCUACAAUACGCACAUCUACGGAAGUUUGGACAGCGCGACGACUAACGGUGAUAACAUUCGUGCCAGUGCCAUCCCUGUAAAUCCCAUCGAACGUUCGUGGACGUACAAAUGUGUGAACAAUCGAUGCGUGCGGCACCAUUUCGUAGACGGCGUUGAAGAGGAUUUCGAAACGAGCAACAACGCACACCAGCCCCAGUCGCCGCAGCAGUCACAUGGCGGUGUAGGACCCGGUGGUAGCAGCAGCACGAACUCUGGCAGCUCAUCCGGCAAACGGAUACCCCACCUUACCUGUACGAUGACCUGUGGACCAAUCAAUAUCUGGCCCCAACCGACCGGUGCCACAACGAUCGGUAGCAAAACGUCGCGCUUUCGGCUGUCGGACAUGCACGUCAAAAUCGUGACCCGGUUCGAACCGGUCGAAAAGCUGCUGCACGAGGCGUACGACGUGAUGCGGGCCGAGAUCCGUGGUGUGAUGGUAGCGCAUGGUGCCAGCCUGGAGGAGAUCGAAGGUGCCCUACCGGCCGGUUCCGUUCCCGCUGGAAUGCAACCACCGGCGACCGAGCAACGUCCGGUGGCAACGGAAGUGGACGAUGCUGCCACCGCUGGUAGACGACCGAGCAGUACGGUUGAUGCUGGGGUGGGAAAGAUUCAUUUCUUUAAGCUCGUGAGCGAUAAACGCUACGAUGUGGAUGCGUUCGAGGUGAACAUUCAUGUGGAGAAGUCAUCCGAUACGCAUUUGACGCUGCAUACGGACGAGAGCUACAAUAUGACAGUGACACAUUCCGCUAGGGUGUUGAUCGUGAAAAUAUCUGCAAACACAUUCUUCGGUGCGAAGCAUGGACUUACAACGUUACAGCAGUUGAUCUGGUUUGACGACGAAGAACGUACCCUGAAAGUAUUGAACAAGGCGUCCAUUGAGGAUGUGCCGAAAUUUAAUUACCGUGGCCUUAUGCUCGACACCUCCCGGCACUACUUUUCGGUGGACUCGAUCAAGCGUACGCUCGUCGGCAUGUCACACUCGAAGCUGAACCGCUUCCACUGGCACAUUACAGACUCGCAGAGCUUCCCGCUAGUCUCCAAACACUAUCCUCAACUAGCCCGGUACGGGGCAUACUCCGAGCGUGAAGUCUACACACCGGACGAUGUACGUACGCUGGCAGCGUUUGCGAAAGUUCGCGGCAUUCAGAUCAUCCCGGAGAUCGAUGCACCGGCCCACGCUGGCAAUGGUUGGGACUGGGGUCCCAAGCACGGUCUCGGUGAGCUCAGUCUGUGCAUCAACCAGCAACCCUGGAGCAACUACUGCGGUGAACCACCGUGUGGUCAGCUGAACCCGAAAAACAACAACACCUACCUAAUUCUGCAGAAACUGUACGAGGAGUUGCUGGAAAUUGUGGGUCCCCUCGAUUACUUCCACAUCGGAGGCGAUGAGGUAAACCUGGAGUGCUGGCAGCAACACUUUAACGACUCCGACAUGCGCACGCUGUGGUGUGAUUUUAUGCUUCAAGCGUACCAUCGGUUGCAGCUGGCCAGCGGUCAGAAUGCUACGGCUCCACGGAUGGUCGGUGUGUGGUCAAGCGGGCUCACCAGUGCGCCGUGCCUUUCGAAGAACACGUUCGCUGUGCAGGUAUGGGGUGGUAGCAAGUGGCCGGAAAAUUUCCAGCUCAUCAACAGCGGGUACAGCUUGGUCAUAUCGCAUGUAGACGCAUGGUAUCUGGAUUGUGGCUUUGGCAGCUGGCGUUCGACAGGGGAAGGCGCUUGUUCGCCGUACCGUAACUGGCAGACGGUGUACAAACAUCGUCCGUGGGAAGAGAUGAAGCUAACCUCGCUCCAGAUGCGCCAGAUACUGGGUGGAGAAGCGUGCCUGUGGACGGAACAGGUAGACGAAUCGAUAUUGGACUCACGCCUGUGGCCGCGUGCAUCCGCCCUUGCCGAACGCUUGUGGACUGACCCGACGGAGGAACGGUACAGUGAAUCGGUGCCGCUCGAGGUGUACAAUCGGAUGUCGGUGUUCCGGAACCAUCUGCUCGAGCUGGGACUGCGAGCGGAACCGAUCUUCCCGAAGUACUGCGCACAGAACCAGGACGAAUGUGUAUGA
Molecule: messenger RNA, 2331 nt
Organism: Anopheles marshallii
Lineage: Eukaryota; Metazoa; Arthropoda; Insecta; Diptera; Culicidae
Product: probable beta-hexosaminidase fdl
Exons: 5
Coding region: 1-2331 (776 amino acids)
Biological process (GO): carbohydrate metabolic process; glycosaminoglycan metabolic process; ganglioside catabolic process
Cellular component (GO): membrane
Molecular function (GO): beta-N-acetylhexosaminidase activity
Source: RefSeq, a predicted model, not a curated record